AUGCCGGUUGAAAAUUCCCCUCCGAGAUCUUCCGCGCAAGCUGCUGCUGCAGUCCCUAGUUCUAACAAUCAGGCGACAUGUAGGAUCUGUAAGGAAUCAAUGAUAGAGAGUGAGGAGUGUUUUACAAUAAGUGGAUGUUUACAUACGUUCCAUAAGCUGUGUAUUGAGUCUCAUCUGUCUAGCUCAGGUGAAUGUCCCGUUUGCAAAAGGAUAUGCCAACCUGUCAGGGACAAAGAAAUAGCUACAAGAGAUACUUCGAGGAAGACAAAUCCUUCUCGUGGCAAAGGACGUGGUGCGAUGAGUCACCAAUAUAACACUCGUAGCACAGUUCGCGACUUUUUUCAGAGUCAUAUAGAUAAUUUUCAGGAUAAUAAUGCAUGUUCGCAGGAACAUCGCCAAGUGGCAUCCGAUGCCAAUGACGUGUCUCGUGUGCAGGAUAAUUCCCUUUUAUCGCCCCAGCCACCCACAGACGGCAACGGCAAUGGUUGCUCCGAAAUGCAAGUCUAUAUACAGGACAGGUUGAAAGUUCCCAUGGUGUAG
Molecule: messenger RNA, 540 nt
Organism: Stomoxys calcitrans (stable fly)
Lineage: Eukaryota; Metazoa; Arthropoda; Insecta; Diptera; Muscidae
Exons: 2
Coding region: 1-540 (179 amino acids)
Source: RefSeq, a predicted model, not a curated record